UGUCUGAUGUAAACAAACUGUUAAUCAUUCCCCGAUCCGAAGCAGUCACUUCACUAUUCCUAAUCGGAUUGAUAUUCCUUACUGUAGUGAUUAGAAUUAGAAUUACUUACAGUGCCUAGUAUUUUCGUGUGUUUAAGUUUUUAAAAAUGAUAGAAGUCAUCAAAGCACCUCUCAUAACCAAUUAUCGUCCUUGAAUGAUCAUUGUGUGCGACUUUCUGGGGGCUCAGGCUGCCUCUGAUGUAUUUCGGAUCUCUGAACUCUCCAACUGCAUUGUUCAUUAAAAAUUCCUUUUAAUGGCUUUCAGUUUCAGCAAUGCGUUAAACUCUGGGCUCCCACGCAGAGCAGGGGCCAGACCUCCUCCACCAGGACCACCUCCUCCGCCACAAGUGGGGCCGCUGCAGCUCAGACCUGGAUUCGGGCGAAAUCACCCUCAAUCAGAUCUAGAUGUUCAGCAACAGCAGCAACAUCAGCAAAUGGUGCAGCAACAGCUGAUGCAGAUGAUCUCAGCAACUGGACACUCCAUGCUUCCGCCCGGACAGCUCCUUUUAGGCCCGCAACAAUUUCCACCUCCUUCAAUUCUGAAUGAAAUGCAUCCACUAGAUAUGCCACCGUUGCUUAAAGAUGCUCCUCCACUUGAUAUGGGCCUAAUGGCCCAGGCACCAACCAAACCUCCUGUAAACCUUGGGGAUCUAAGUGGCGCACAGAGCCUUGAUGGAAAUGCCCAUUCCGACUAUGAUAAGGACAAAGAUGAUGGAGGGUAUGAGAAAAGGGAACGGAAGCGAAAACGUGAUCGAUGGGGGAACCAGAGCACAGAAAGAGACUACAACUCCAGCUGUGAAGAAAUCGAAAGGGACAAUCAAGACAACUCAGUCGAUUCUAAUCACGGAAAGUUGGGCGGUGCCGAAUCACAUCUCAGUACUGGCGGUGGGGGAGAGAGGCCUGGAGGUGGUCCGAUGUGGUCAAACCUGCUCCAGCAGAUGGGAACAUUUCCACCAGUGAUGGGCGUUAAUCCUCUUGGCAUCGUUGAGCCCAACAUGAAUCCACUCAUGUUUGGGAUGAUGCCGCAGGAUGGUGCAAUGAUGGAUGCAAAUAUAUUUUCUGCUGGGGCUCAAGGAGGUGCCAAAGAGAUAAUAGAGUGUAAAGACUGUAUACUUUAUCCACCGAAUCCCAACAUGUCAACACCAUCCACAAGAAAGCGCCCGCCUGGGUGCAAAACCAUCUUUGUUGGUGGCUUACCUGAGAAAACUACUGAGGAUAUGGUACGAGAAAUUUUUGCCCGGUGUGGUGAUAUAUCAAGCAUAAGACUCAAUAACAUGAAGAAGUUUUGUCAUGUUCGGUUUGUGGAAAUGUCAUCAGUAGACAAUGCUUUAUACCUAUCUGGCUACCGAAUAAAAAUUGGACAAAGUAUGGAUACCAUGUACAAUGGCCGACUUCACGUGGACUUUGCACAGGCAAGAGAUGAUCAAUACGAUUGGGAAUGUCAUUUAAGACAGUUGCAAAGAGAACAACGCCACCGCGAAAAAAUAGAACAAGAGCGCAGUCGCAUUCCGUCACCACCCCCAGUUCCGCACUUUAAUGAAGGAGAGGCCAACGCUCUUGUAGAAAAACUCAAAAAUGAGAGUUCUUUCAUGAAAGCCACGUCAGUUGCUGUAGCAUGGCUGGAAAGGGGUGAAUGUAUCAAACGCAAUGCACAUCUCUUCUUCUGCAUGGUGCAGAAUACUAACUCUCACAUCCGUCGCAUUGUAUCAGAGAAAGAGCUUUGCGAAGAAGAGCUGAAGCACGUUAAGGAGAAGACAAAGGCUCGCGUCACGAAGCUACAAGCCCAAUUCAAUCAGAUCGAACGAGUUUUCUCUUCAGCGUUGCACAAGAAAGUUUGGGAUCAUUUCACAAAAGCUCAGAGGAAAAACAUUGAAACGUGGAAGAAGCAGGCAGCGGAUGUGAAAAUGAAGGAGUUUCAAGAAAGUUCCGUUGUGGCAGGCGAUGAUGAAAUGGAGGUAUCAGACAGUGAAGAUGAGGCUGCCUCCCCGCUCAAGAAGGACAAGAAAGAUACUGCUGACACCUACAAACUAAAAGAGGAAAAUGACAGUUUACGUUGCCAGCUAGAAGCUUACAAAAAUGAAAUUGACUUAAUUCGCGUUGAUCACCAACAAGAAUUUCAAAACAAAGAGAAAGAGCUGAGGAUUGCCCAACAAACUUUGAAAGCGAUGCAGCAGCAAUUAUUAGAAUCCAAGCUGGAACUAAUGCAGAGAGAAACCAAAGUGAAAGAGUUGGAGGUGCGUCUAAGCUCCCAAGAUGGCGCCGAAACCGAACAAAACGCUCCAGAGAAAUCUGAAGAUCGAGAAGCAGAUUCUUCUGCCAACAUAACUUGCCCAUCCACGAAUAAAAUUUUAGAACGAGAUGCCAAAUUGAUAGGUCUUAUAUCCAUGUUCCUUCACAUUCAUCCGUUUGGUGCAGGGGUUGAUUACAUUUGGUCUUUCGUGCAAAAGCUAGAGCCAACUCUGAAACCAAACGAGAUCGAAACUCUGAUGAACCGUUUCCCAUCCAUUUUCCUGCAAGAGCUCGUCGGAAUUGGUGCUAACAUGGAACGGAGAUGGCAAUUCAUCGGUUUCAGACCCUCACUUGAUCUCCCAGCAAGUUGAUAACGUAAUACAUAGAAUACUAAGAAUUAGUUCUACGUUUGCCUACCACCCUCUUCCUAAGCACAUGCAUGUUUUUGCGAGAAAAGGGCUUAGUGAAAAGAGGGUUCAAAAGACUGUGCUUAAUUCCUCACAAGCUUCUCUUCCUCCAAUGUUUUGAGGCAAUGUUUUGGGGUUUUAAGUUAGGCACUGCAGAGCCUUGAUUAUCUGACAAACAUUCAUCACAGCUUUUCUUACUUUUUUCCCAGAGUUUUAACGUUUACUAUUACGUCAAUUAUUUAGCGUUUCUGAGACUUGAGGUAAAAACUGAGAUUCUUUUGAAACAUUUUGAAAGCUGAAAAUUAAAAAGAAAACACACAGAUAGUUGGUAAACUGCAUCACAUGUGUUCGCUGAAACGUGGAUAAACUAGAAAUCAUACUAAGAGCGCAAUUUUGAACAAGUUCAAAAUGAGCAUGUGUUGUA
This is a messenger RNA of Bemisia tabaci, 3099 nucleotides long. Its product is annotated as ecto-NOX disulfide-thiol exchanger 1. Gene Ontology annotation, cellular component: external side of plasma membrane; plasma membrane. Gene Ontology annotation, molecular function: RNA binding; oxidoreductase activity. Gene Ontology annotation, biological process: ultradian rhythm. The record is from RefSeq and is a predicted model, not a curated record. NCBI's taxonomy places the organism in Eukaryota, Metazoa, Arthropoda, Insecta, Hemiptera, Aleyrodidae.